AUAUCAUGAUUUUAGUCAAAUAACACAAGGAUCCUAGACAAGUCUCAAUUAAAUAAAAUCCCCUAACGAGCACAAGAGUCCUUCUACAUGCUCCCUCCGUUCAACAUCACAACAACAAAAAUCCUCGGUAACUUAAAAAACAAUGAAGAAAAGUAACGUACAAUUCUGGCGGCAAAGACAUUGCAUAGCUGCGGAGCCUGGUAAAUAGAACCGUCAAGGACGUAAUAGGCGAGCAUAGGAGUAACCUUGUCGGGGCUAUCUCUCUUCUGCUUGCGAAUGACGAAGAGGUGCGGCUCCAUAACUUCGCUCAGCACGUACUCCGUGCCCGUCAUCUUCCUGAAGAGGAUUCAAGAAUCAAUCGAUAGCGACGAAGUGAAUGGAGAAGGGAAUUAGGGUUUGCUAGUUACGAGAGCUGAGAGAGGUCGAGGGGGUGAACGGAGCGCAUGCGGAGCUGCUCGUUGUUGCAGGUCCAGUCGUAGAAAGGGGAGAGCGCGAAGUAAUCGAACACCAAGUUCCGAUCCAGAAUGAAGCUGUUCAGCCAUAGCUGGUCCCGGAAGCAUAUUCCGGUCAUGUCGGUUCCCGGAGGCUGCGCCACCGCUCCUCCCUCCAUCAUUGCGUUUCCCGGCGCCGCCGCCAUCUUCCACUCACUCCCCAAUUCAAUCUCUUUGUUUUUGUGUGGGGUUACGUUACGACUUUAAAAUAGGAUUUGGGCCGGGCCGGGCCGAAGGGAUACGCGUUACCCAGCAGCGAAGGCCCAAUAAUUUGAUUCUUCUCUUUCUCCUCUGCGGACUGCGGCAACGCCACCACGCUGGUUCAGCACAAUGAGAAGCAUUCGGCAGCGUGGGUUUUCGACAUUGCUUCCCAUACCUCACCGAACCAUCCCCGAGGCUCGAGGUCAGGAUCUGGACUUGAUAACCGUAGCCCACAGCCACGUGAUCCACUCCCACUGGCACAAGCUCCACUCUCUCUCACUCUCACUCACACCCUUCCGUCUCGCACACCUCCUCCUGGCCCUCCAAAACGACCACGUUUCGUCCCUGAAACUCUGGAACUGGGUCCUCCAACAUAGCCCCUCCUCUCACACCCUCCAAUCCCUCUCCAUCGUCGCCCACACCCUCGCCAAACACCGCCAAUUCAAAACCCUGCAAAGAAUCCUCUCUUCGCACCCCCCCUCCACCCUCUUCGAUUCCCUUUUACACACCUACCGUCUCUGCCACUCUUCCCCUCUCGUCUUCGACUCCCUCUUCAAAACCCUCGCCCACACCCACAAGUUCCGAGACGCCACCCGCGUUUACGUCCUCAUGAAGGAACACGGCUUCUCCCCCACCGUCGAGUCCUGCAACGCCUUUCUAAGCUCUCUCCUCUCUCUUCGCAGACCCGACAUUGCUCUCUCGUUUUACCGCGAAAUUCGUCGUUCUCGCGUUUCGCCUAAUGUCUACACUCUCAACAUGGCUAUGCGCGCUUAUUGCAUGUUGGGGGAACUCAAUCGCGCUCUUGAAAUUUUGCACUCCAUGACGGAUAUCGGUUUGAGGCCCAAUGUUGUGUCUUUUAAUACUUUGAUUUCGGGGUGUUGUAACAAGGGCUUGUUUGGAAUGGCGUUAAAGGUCAAGUCUUUGAUGGGGGAACAUGGAGUGCAGGCUAAUGUGGUUACUUUUAACGCUCUUAUUAAUGGGUUUUGUAAGGAGAGGAAGCUGCAUGAGGCGAAUAGGGUUUUCAGUGAGAUGAAGGUUGCCAAGGUGGUUCCCAAUGUUGUGACUUUUAAUACUUUGUUGAAUGGGUAUGGUCAGGUUGGGGACAGUGAAAUGGGGAGUAGGGUUUAUGAGGAGAUGAAGAGAAAUGGGGUUAAGGCUGAUAUAUUGACUUAUAAUGCGUUGAUUUUGGGGCUGUGUAAGGAGGGGAAGACGAAGAAAGCUGCGGGGUUGGUUAGGGAGCUUGAUAAGGAGAACUUGGUUCCCAAUGCGAGUACUUUUUCUGCUCUUAUUACUGGGCAGUGUGUGAGGAACAACUCUGAGCGUGCGUUUCUUGUUUAUAGAAGCAUGGUGAGGAGUGGUUGUUGUCCAAAUGAGAAGACUUUCCAGAUGUUGAUAUCUGCCUUCUGCAAGAAUGAGGACUUUGAUGGGGCUGUGCAGGUUUUGAGGGACAUGUUGGAUAGAUUGAUGAGUCCUGAUUCCAGUACCUUGUUUGAGCUCUAUGAUGGACUUUGCAGGUGUGGGAAAAAUCAGUUGGCAUUGCAAUUGUGUAGUGAGAUGGAAGCUAGGCGUCUGUUGCCAGAAGGUUUUGACAAAGAUAAAAUAAUCAUUACCCUUCCACAAAAUGAGAAAACUAACUGAACUAGUCAACUUUUACUCGCCACGUAUCAUCUUUCAAAGACAACCUUGUUCCAGACAUUGAAUAUGAUACUUCUUUAAACGGAAAUUUG
This is a messenger RNA of Cajanus cajan (pigeon pea), 2419 nucleotides long. RefSeq names its product Tetratricopeptide repeat (TPR)-like superfamily protein. Gene Ontology annotation, molecular function: protein binding. NCBI's taxonomy places the organism in Eukaryota, Viridiplantae, Streptophyta, Magnoliopsida, Fabales, Fabaceae. The record is from RefSeq and is a predicted model, not a curated record.